AUAUUUCUGACAGCGCACGGUGGCAUUUUCGGUGGCGUCUUAUUGUCGAAUUAUUUGCUUUUAAUUGAAUUAAACAUAGGAUUAUCACGAUGCUGAGCCGCAAGCGCCGGGCGAGCAGCAUCUCCAGCCGGCAGGACGAGGAUCCGCUGCAGCUGGACGACUCCACGCCGGAGCAGUCGCCGGUUCAGCAGACGACGACACAAUCGGCGCGAAAAAAGCGCCGCCUCGAUCCCACUGAACUCUGCCAACAGUUGUACGAUUCUAUCAGGAAUAUCAAGAAGGAGGAUGGCUCCAUGUUGUGCGACACCUUCAUCCGGGCUCCCAAGCGACGCCAGGAGCCCUCCUAUUAUGACGUGGUGGUCAAUCCCAUCGAUCUGCUCAAGGUGCAGCAGAAGCUGAAAACUGACUCGUACGACGACCUGGACGAUCUGAUGGCCGACCUGGAGCUGCUCAUUGGGAAUGCUAGCUUCUACAAGCCGGACAGCUGCGAGCACCAGGAUGCCGCCCUAUGGCAGCACAUCCAGACACAGAGGCAGCGCAUCAUGGAAGCCAACGGCUUGGCGGAGGAGGAGCCGCGUGCCAGACGUAUGUCGCGGCAGGUACGCCGCAUGACCAGCAGCACGGAACCGGGCGGCGAUGGAGCGGCUGAUGACGAGUACAACCAGUACGAGGAGCUCUUUGCCUCCAUUAUGACCGCCACCGAUCCUGCGGGCGACCGGGCCAUGCACCGCAUGUUCCAACUGCUGCCCUCGAAGAAGAUCUACCCCGACUACUACGAUGUCAUUGAGCAUCCCAUUGAUCUGCGCCUGAUUGCGACCAAAAUUCAAAUGAACGCCUACUCCUCGCUGGUGGAGAUGGAGCGGGAUCUGCUGCAGAUGACCAAGAAUGCGUGUCUGUUCAACGAGCCAGGGUCUCAGAUAUACAAGGACGCCAAGGCCCUAAAACGAAUCUUUACGCAGCGGCGUAUCGAGUUGGAGACGGGCAAGGGCAUGGCCAAACGGGUCAAGAGUCUAUCCAGUGCGGCGAUUGCUGCUCUAAAAGAAGAGGUGGACAGCUCCGACGACGAGGAGACAAGCAAAAAGGGGGAAGGGCCCAUGUGGGCAUUGUUCGAUCACCUGUACAACGCACCAGGAACUUCAGAACAUCCAGGAGUCACUGGACCUCCAUUGGGCAACUCGCUUUGGAAACUGCCAGUUCGUCGAUUUCAUCCCGAAUAUUUUGAGCUGAUAAAACGACCCAUAUCCAUGAGCCAGAUACACACGAAGCAAAAAGGCGAUUAUGCCAACAUCAGUGAUCUCACCGCCGACCUUUAUCUCAUGCUGGACAAUGCCAAAAAGGCGUUUCCGCCCUCCCAUCGUACGCACAAAGAUGCUCUGAAAAUGCUUAAACUAAUGAAUGCCAAGCUGGUGGAGGAGUCCCUGGAGGAGGGUAGCGAUCUUGAUGACGAAGACACGGAGGAUAUGGACGCAGAGGUAUUUGCGACCAGCUCGCAGCCGGAAAGGCGGAAGCCGGGCAGACCGCGUGUUAACUCCAAUUCGAACUCAAAUGCUUCCCACACGCACAACUCGAAUUCACCCAAAUCCAAUCGCAUUGCCAUCAAUGCAGCAAUUAAAAAGAAAAUUCUGAGCAUACAGAAAUAUCUGGUGGACUACUCUUUGGGCAACCGUCGGCCAAUCGAGAUGUUUAUGGAGAAGCCACCGCGAAAGAUUUAUCCGGACUACUACGAUAUCAUUCAGAAUCCCAUUGACAUGAACACCAUUGAGCACAACACGACCGAUCGCUAUGCCGCUGUGGAGGAUGUGGUGUCCGACUAUAGGCUAAUGUUCUCCAACUGUCGGCAGUAUAAUGAGGAAGGCUCUAACAUAUACGAGGAUGCCAACAUCCUGGAACGAGCUAACGAAAAGCUUAAGGAGUUUCCUGGUCUGUCGGAUGUCAAGACCUCGCAGAAGUACAGCAAGGUGGGCAGGAAACUAAAGACCGCUCUGAUCACGGAGCGCUUGUGGCUUUACGAAUCAGUAAAGGAGUACCAGGAGCCCAAGGGCAAAAGGCAGCUAUCACUCAUCUUUACGAAAUUGCCGUCGAAGAACGAGUAUCCGGACUACUAUGACAUCAUUAAGGAGCCGAUUGAUAUGGAUCGAAUUGCUCAGAAACUGAAACAGGGAGCUUACGAAAGCUUAGACGACUUGGCUGCAGAUUUCCUCCUAAUGCUGGAAAAUGCCUGCAAGUACAACGAACCGGACUCGCAGAUCUACAAAGACGCACUGGUGCUACAGCAAUUGACGCUGCAGCUGAAGCAACAACUGCGCACCGAGCGCGACUCACUUCCAGAUGUUCCGCUGGCUGUUCAGGAGCUGUUUCUUUCUCUGUUCACCACUCUUUACAAUCACCAGGACGAGGAGGGUCGUUGCUACUCGGACUCCCUGGCUGAACUGCCUGAGUACGAUGAGAUAGGUGAAGGUCCUAAGGUGCGCGGCAUUUCACUGGAUCUGGUGAAGCGAAGGCUGGACAAAGGAGCUUACAAGCGACUUGAUAUAUACCAGGAGGAUAUAUUUGCCUGUUUGGAGCGAGCAAGAAAGUUGUCGCGUACAGAUUCAGAUAUUUUUCAGGACUCCAUUGAGCUGCAGACUUACUUUAUCCGCAAGCGCGACGAGUUAUGCAAGGACACUCUCAGCUCAGCAGCUCUAAGUUUUACCCUUGAGCGUCUCCUGGCUGAUGUGGAGGUGAGUCGUCAGCAAAAGUUGCAGCAGGAGGAGCAGGACCAAGAACAGGACAAAGAAAAAGACGAGUUUAACGCCGCCAAGGGUGAAAGCAUGACAAUAAACCAGCAGGUAUUUUCCCCCGGCGAUUACGUGUAUGUGCAAAUGCCAGAAAACAAGAUUCCCUCGAUAUGCUGCAUUGAGCGCCUGUGGACAUCACCUACCAACGAGAAGCUAAUGCAGGCUUCGAUCUUCGUGCGGCCGCACGAAACGUAUCAUGUGACCACUCGCAAGUUCCUCGAGAAGGAGGUGUUUAAGAGCAGCCUUUCACAGACCAUUUCGAUGGAUAAGGUGCUGGGCAUGUGCUAUGUGAUGAACAUAAGGGAUUACAUAAAAAUGCGCCCGGAAAACCUACCCGAAAAAGAUGUCUUCGUUUGCGAGUCUCGCUACAACAUCCAGGGUCGUUGUUUCAAGAAGCUCAAGAACUGGCCGCCGGUACGUGAAGGCAGCUCCGUGAAAUUCGUCCCACGUGAGCAGCCAUUGGAGCUAAAGCGAGUGAUGUCCGUCUUUAAGGAGCGCUUGGAGAAGCACAAAGGAGAAUUGGAGGAGCUCAAGCUCCAAGAGACGAUGGUCGAGAAGGAGAAACCAAAUGUGUCUUGCGAUCCGCCGCCAAAUGCUGAGAGCAGCAGCACAUACUAUCAGCAGUACAAUACAAUCUGCAGUGGGGCAAUCAAAACUGGAGACUUUGUAUACGUGGCCACGCAAACCGGAAAGCAGUCGGUGGCCCAGGUGCAGCAGAUUUGGGAGCAAAAUGGAAAAUCAUACUUUAAAGGUCCAUGGCUGCUGCCUCCCAGCGAAACGACUCCCGGCUUGGGCAAGCAAUUCUUCCGCCAAGAACUGUUGCUAAGCACCGUCGAGGAGGUUAGUCCUGUGGUGGGCAUCGUGGGUAGAUGUGCCGUCCUCGAGUACGCCGAAUUUAUCAGCUCUCGACCCACGGAGAUACAGGAGAGCGAUGUGUACAUUUGUGAGUCCGUCUACGAUGAGCUGAAGAAGGCUCUCCGCAAGUUGGUUGCUGGAAACAUGCGCAAGUUCCAGCACAGUCCUGCCGUUACCGAGGAUGAGAUUUUCUACUUUAAGACGCCUAUUAAGCCCUCUAAGGAUGUUAAAAACGAGAUAAAUGAGCUGGGCAUGCUGGAAGAUUCAAUGGAUGGGGAUACCCCCUCGCUUAGCUCCGACAUUGCGGCCAUGUCCUCGCCAGCUCCUUCGGUGAACUCCACGCCACUAACCUCCAAAGUUAAGGCCGCCAAAUCGGCCAAGAAAUGUCUUACCGGCUACAUUCUUUACUCCAGUGAAGUCCGGAAAGGCAUUUGCCAGAGCAAUCCGGACGCCACCUUUGGCGACAUAUCCCGCAUGGUGGGCACCGAGUGGAAGAAUCUCCCUUCCAGCGUCAAGCAGAGCUGGGAGGAUCGGGCCAGCCGGCAGAACGAGGAGACGGCGGCCUUGCGCCGCGAGAUGGACGACGCACAGAACAGCGCCAGUCCCUCGCCCCAAGUGGCGCCGGAGACGUUCGGUCAGGUGCUCACCUUUGAGUGUCAGUGGGACAAGUGUGACUUUCAGUUUGAGGAGCUGGGCGACUGCACGGAACAUUGCAUGUCCGAUGCCACCGGGCACAUUCAGCGGCAUCCACAAGCGGGCGUGGAGAUGGAGUAUGUCUGCCUCUGGCGCAACUGCCCACGGAUUAAGAAGUCCACCCAGGCCUUCCCCAAUGUUCUGCGCCUCAUCAAGCACGUGCGCGAAGUUCAUCUUAGCAAGUGCGGCAAGUCAAUAGCGGUGGCAGACCGCAGCAAGAAUUUUGUGUCGCGUCGCCAGAAGCAUGCGCAACUGGCCACAACGGUUCCGAUCCCGCCCAGCCUUGCCCAAUCGCCGCGUGCUCCCAGCAAUCUCGAGGCAGUCCAGCUGCAGCAGCAACAACAACAGCAGAACGUGCACCAACUGCAGCAGCUGCAACAGCAACAGCAAACGAUCGUCCUGGGACCGCCGCCUGAGCCGCUAUUCGUCACCGUGCCACCGCGCACCACUCGCGUCAUCCACUCGGAGGCGUACAUUAAGUACAUCGAGAGCCUGCAGACGGGCAGCCACCUGAACGUGGCCACCUGCAAUAACAACUGGCGGCGGGCACUGACGCACGUCACUCCGGCACAAGUGGUGGCCAAGGCGCCGCUACCCGAGCAAUGGAUCGGACCGAACCUUCGCGACCAGGGCAACGUGGUGCAGGCACUGUGCCACCUGCGCAACUUCAUGGUCGACGAUGUACUCCAAAUACGGCGAAGCUGCAACUAGCCAAACGUAAUCCUCUAAGCCCAAAGCGUUUCGAGUUCCAUGUUAAUAUACAACAAAAACAAUAAUAACCCAUGUUUCUAUCAAUUGGGCAGGGUUUUCGCUUUUCGAAUUGCCAAUAAAUUAUGUUAAGGCCUCAGA
Molecule: messenger RNA, 5174 nt
Organism: Drosophila suzukii
Lineage: Eukaryota; Metazoa; Arthropoda; Insecta; Diptera; Drosophilidae
Gene: polybromo
Product: protein polybromo
Biological process (GO): chromatin remodeling; transcription elongation by RNA polymerase II
Cellular component (GO): SWI/SNF complex; RSC-type complex
Molecular function (GO): protein binding; chromatin binding
Source: RefSeq, a predicted model, not a curated record